AUGCUGCUGAGAAUGAAUGCCCCAACCUCUGAGCACCCAACAAUCAGGACUAAGGCACUGACUCCAGAGCUCUAUGAAAAACUACCAGAUAAGGUCACACCUGGUGGUUUCACCCUGGAUGAGUGGGCUGGAGAUGAAGAGAGCUAUGAUGUGUUCAAGUUGCUAUUUGAUCCAAUCCUCGAGGACAGACAUGGAGGCUACAAGCCUUUGAAUAAGCAUAAGACUGACCCCAACUCUGACUAUCUACAGGGUGGUGAUGAUCUGGACCCUAAAUAUGUGUUGAGUUCUUGUGUUCAAACUGAUCGUAGAUGAGGAGAGCACCAUGCCAUAGAGAAGCUCUCUGUGGAAACUCUGACUAGCCUAGAGGGUGCCCUGAAUGGGAAGUACUCUGCCUUGAACAUGACUGAGCAGGAGCAGCAGCAACUGAUGGAUGACUACUUUCUCUUUGACAAGCCUGUCUCCCCACUCUUCUUGGCAUCUGGUAUGUCCCAAGACUGGCCUGAUGGCAGGGGCAUCUGGCACAAUGACAGGAAGACCUUCCUGGUGUGGAUCAAUGAGGAGGAUCACCUGAGGAUCAUCUCCAUGCAGAAGACAGAAAACCUUUUCAAGACUAUGAAUUCAUGUGGAACCUGUGAGUUGGAGCUAGUCCAGAAGGUGGUGGAUGAUAUGAAAUUGCUUAUAGAGAUGGAGAAGUGUUUGGAGCAGGGCCUGUCCAUCAACGAUUUCAUGCCAGCCCAGAAAUGA
This is a messenger RNA of Monodelphis domestica (gray short-tailed opossum), 744 nucleotides long. The record is from RefSeq and is a predicted model, not a curated record. NCBI's taxonomy places the organism in Eukaryota, Metazoa, Chordata, Mammalia, Didelphimorphia, Didelphidae.